AUGCCUGGUUCAUCGCAACUACCCAUCAGUCUCCUGCGCGACACCUUCAUUGCGCGCAGGAACUCACCCAACGGCCAGCUCAUUGCCUUUAACAUUGAUGUUUUGCGCAAUAUUGUCUUCCUCUUCUUCGUUCUACGAUGGUCGCGCAUCACCUUCUACCAGCUCAAAGGUCGCGGCAUCUUCGGCUCGGCCACUGACGCAUACGUGAGCAUUCGUCGCUAUCUCUACGGUGUCUUUCUGCGACUUCCCGGCGUUCGCGAAAAAGUCCAGGAGCAGGUUUCCGAGUCGAUCAUGGGUUUGGAGCGCAAACUCGUACCCAGCGGACCUGGCGUUCAGCGCCUGACCAGCCUACCAGCCGAGGGAUGGAGCGAAGACGAAGUGCGCGCCAAACUCGAUGAGCUAGCCAACAUGGACCAUACCCGCUGGGAGGAUGGACGCGUCAGCGGUGCGGUAUACCACGGUGGAGAAGACCUGAUCCGACUUCAGACGGAAGCGUUUGGCAAAUUUACCGUGUCGAACCCCAUCCAUCCCGAUGUGUUCCCUGGUGUAAGGAAGAUGGAGGCUGAGAUUGUCGCCAUGGUUCUUUCUCUCUUUAAUGCCCCCCAUGACGCCGUAGGUGUUACGACUUCCGGAGGAACCGAGUCUAUUCUCAUGGCCUGCCUGUCUGCACGCAACAAGGCUUACAAGGAGCGCGGAGUAACGGAGCCUGAGAUGAUUCUUCCUGAGACCGGACACACCGCUUUCCGAAAGGCCUGCGAAUACUUCAAGAUCAAGGUGCACCUUGUGGAAUGCAGGGCCCCAAGCUACAGGGUCCAUAUCCCAUCCGUCUCACGUUUGAUCAACCCCAACACAGUCCUGCUGGUCGGAUCAGCGCCCAACUUCCCCCACGGUAUCAUCGACGAUAUCUCCGCAUUGAGCAAGCUCGCCUACAAGAAGAAGAUUCCGCUACACGUUGACUGCUGUCUCGGUUCCCUGCUCGUUCCUAUGCUCGCCAAGGCCGGCUUCGAUAACGAACCUUUUGACUUCCGCCUCAAAGGCGUUACCAGCAUCUCUUGCGACACGCACAAGUACGGAUUUGCACCCAAGGGCAGCUCAACUGUGCUCUACCGCUCUGACGUAUACCGUAAAUAUCAAUACUUCAUCAUCCCAGACUGGUCCGGUGGUGUAUACGCAUCACCAUCCAUUGCAGGCUCCCGUCCCGGUGCGCUGAUUGCAGGAUGCUGGGCAAGUCUCGUCAGGCAGGGUGCAAAUGGUUACCUCGACUCUUGCCUCAAGAUUGUCGGCGGCAUGAAGAAGAUUGAGGCCGCCAUCCGCGAAAAGCCCGAGCUAUCAUCCGACCUCAAGAUUAUUGGUCGCCCCAUGGUCUCCGUCGUAGCUUUCCUCUCAAACACACUCGACGUUUAUGACAUUGCCGACGGCAUGUCGGCCAAGGGAUGGCACUUGAACGCUCUGCAGAACCCACCUGCCAUCCACGUUGCCGUUACUCUGCCCGUUGUUGCCGCCGCGGAUAAGCUCAUCAACGAUUUGAUCGAUGUUACCGAGGAGGUCCGAGAAGCUGAGAGGAAACGCAUCGCCGAGGGCAAGGGAGCAAAGGGUGCAGUCAAGGGUGAUGCCGCGGCACUGUACGGUGUUGCAGGUAGCCUGCCCAACAAGAGUGUUGUCGAGGACUUGGCAAAGGGUUUCCUCGACACGCUGUACAAGACCUAA
Messenger RNA from Bipolaris oryzae ATCC 44560, 1707 nucleotides. RefSeq lists its product as uncharacterized. Lineage: Eukaryota; Fungi; Ascomycota; Dothideomycetes; Pleosporales; Pleosporaceae. The coding region runs from base 1 to 1707 and encodes 568 amino acids. The transcript is spliced from 3 exons. The record is from RefSeq and is a predicted model, not a curated record. Gene Ontology annotation, molecular function: pyridoxal phosphate binding; sphinganine-1-phosphate aldolase activity. Gene Ontology annotation, biological process: sphingolipid catabolic process; carboxylic acid metabolic process. Gene Ontology annotation, cellular component: endoplasmic reticulum.